Molecule: messenger RNA, 4845 nt
Organism: Osmerus eperlanus (European smelt)
Lineage: Eukaryota; Metazoa; Chordata; Actinopteri; Osmeriformes; Osmeridae
Gene: gria2b
Product: glutamate receptor, ionotropic, AMPA 2b
Exons: 16
Coding region: 282-2975 (897 amino acids)
Biological process (GO): monoatomic ion transport; modulation of chemical synaptic transmission; synaptic transmission, glutamatergic
Cellular component (GO): AMPA glutamate receptor complex; dendritic spine; plasma membrane
Molecular function (GO): AMPA glutamate receptor activity; transmitter-gated monoatomic ion channel activity involved in regulation of postsynaptic membrane potential
Source: RefSeq, a predicted model, not a curated record
AGACGAGCAGUGUUCCUGUGCGUUAAAGGAGGUGUUGGCUCACAUGAGUGAAGCGACUAGAAGGAAAAGCGGAAUAGACAAUAGCCUACAUAUUCUUAAUCAUUCCUUUACAGCUGGAACUAGUGACAGAAGCUUCCCUUUACAAUAACCACCUGCAGAAAACAAUCACUAGUGCAUUUUUCCUGCAUGUGUCCAACAUGUGUCGAAUCUAAAAUAGACUUCUGUUGAAGAAACAAGGAUACCCAGGUCUGUCGCUGGAUGUGGACACCUUUUCUGUGUAAAUGCCUAAGAUUAUGAAUUUGUCGGUUUUAUUUUUAUUAAUUUUAAGGGGAAUGCCGCUCGGAGGUUCUCCCAGUGUUCAAAUUGGGGGACUCUUUCCAAGAGGCGCCGAUCAGGAGUACAGUGCUUUUCGGAUAGGAAUGGUUCAAUUUGGCACCGCCGAAUUCAGACUGACGCCCCACAUUGACAAUCUGGAAGUAGCCAACAGUUUCGCCGUCACAAAUUGUUUCUGCUCGCAGUUCUCCAGAGGAGUUUAUGCCAUCUUUGGAUUCUACGACAAGAAGUCGGUGAACACGAUCACGUCGUUCUGUGGGACGCUGCACGUGUCGUUCAUCACGCCCAGCUUCCCCCUGGACCUCAACCAGCAGUUCAUCAUCCAGAUGAGACCGGACAUCAAGGGUCCGCUGCUCAGCCUCAUAGAGUACUACAAGUGGGACAAGUUUGCGUACCUGUACGACAGCGACCGAGGACUGACCACUCUGCAGGUGGUCCUGGACACCGCGGCAGAGAGGAAGUGGCAGGUCACGGCCAUCAACGUGGGCAACCUGAAGGACGAGAAGAAGGACGAGGCAUACCGCUCGCUCUUCCAGGACCUGGAGAACAAGAAAGAGAGGAGGGUCAUCCUAGACUGUGAGCAGGACAAGGUCAAAGACAUCAUGGAGCAGGUCAUCACUAUUGGUCGACAUGUGAAAGGCUACCAUUACAUCAUUGCUAACUUGGGCUUCAUCGACGGAGACCUUUCAAAGAUCCAAUAUGGUGGAGCGAAUGUGUCUGGUUUCCAGAUAGUGGAUUUUGAUGAUCCAUUAGUGUCCAAGUUUGACCAGAGGUGGGAGGCUUUGGAGGAGAAGGAAUACCCUGGUGCUGACAGUAAGAUCAGGUACACGUCAGCUCUGACCUACGACGCGGUGCAGGUGAUGACCGAGGCGUUCCGCUACCUGCACAAGCAGCGCAUCGACAUCUCCAGGAGGGCCAACACGGGGGACUGCCUGGCCAACCCGGCCGUGCCCUGGGCGCAGGGCGUGGAGAUCGAGAGGGCGCUCAAACAGGUUCGCGUGGACGGGCUGACGGGCAACAUCCAGUUCGAUCAGCAUGGCAGGAGAGUCAACUAUUCUGUCAAUAUCAUGGAGCUGAAGAACAACGGCCCUGUUAAGAUUGGAUAUUGGAAUGAAGUCGACAAAAUGGCUGUCACAAAGUCUGACAUAUUCCCCAAUGAAACGACUGGAAUGGAAAACAAAACCGUCAUCGUGACCACGAUUUUGGAAGCCCCAUAUGUAAUGCUCAAGAAGAACGCUGACAAUUUUGUUGACAAUGAGAGAUAUGAGGGCUACUGUGUAGACCUAGCCGCAGAGAUAGCCAAGCACUGUGGUUUUAAAUACCAACUGAAAAUCGUGGGGGAUGGAAAAUAUGGAGCCAGAGAUGCAGAGACCAAAAUCUGGAAUGGGAUGGUGGGAGAACUUGUUUAUGGGAAAGCUGACAUCGCCGUGGCUCCUUUGACCAUCACCCUGGUGAGGGAGGAGGUGAUCGACUUCUCCAAGCCCUUCAUGAGUCUGGGCAUCUCCAUCAUGAUCAAGAAGCCCCAGAAGUCCAAGCCCGGGGUGUUCUCCUUCCUGGACCCCCUGGCCUACGAGAUCUGGAUGUGCAUCGUGUUCGCCUACAUUGGUGUGAGCGUGGUGCUCUUCCUGGUCAGCCGCUUCAGCCCGUACGAGUGGCACACCGAGGAGUACGAGGAUGGCCAGAUUCAGACUAAUGAGUCGACCAACGAGUUUGGGAUAUUCAAUAGUCUCUGGUUUUCCCUCGGCGCCUUCAUGAGGCAGGGCUGCGACAUAUCGCCCAGAUCCCUCUCUGGGCGCAUUGUCGGUGGGGUUUGGUGGUUCUUUACCUUGAUCAUAAUCUCGUCCUACACGGCCAACCUGGCUGCCUUUCUGACGGUGGAGAGGAUGGUGUCUCCCAUAGAGAGCGCCGAGGACCUGGCUAAGCAGAGUGAGAUAGCCUAUGGAACUCUAGACUCCGGCUCCACCAAAGAGUUUUUCAGGCGCUCCAAAAUCGCCCUCUUUGAUAAAAUGUGGACGUACAUGCGUAGCGCCGAGCCCUCGGUGUUUGUAAAAACCACCGCCGAGGGGGUGCUGAGGGUACGCAAGUCCAAGGGGAAGUACGCCUACCUGCUGGAGUCCACCAUGAACGAGUACAUCGAGCAGAGGAAGCCCUGCGACACCAUGAAGGUCGGAGGGAACCUGGACUCCAAGGGCUACGGCAUCGCCACUCCCAAAGGAUCCUCAUUAAGAACGCCAGUAAACCUUGCGGUAUUGAAACUCAGUGAGCAAGGAGUCUUAGACAAGCUGAAAAACAAAUGGUGGUACGAUAAAGGUGAAUGUGGAGCCAAGGAUUCUGGAAGUAAGGAGAAGACGAGCGCACUGAGCCUGAGCAACGUGGCCGGGGUCUUCUACAUUCUGGUCGGAGGGCUUGGGUUGGCCAUGCUGGUGGCUUUGAUAGAGUUCUGUUACAAGUCCAGAGCAGAGGCGAAACGCAUGAAGGUGACCUUCACGGACGCCAUGAGAAGUAAAGCUAGGCUGUCGAUAACGGGGAGUACGGGGGAGAAUGGCCGCGUAAUGUCUCCAGAGUUUCCAAAAGCAGUGCAUGCGGUACCAUAUGCGAGACCUGGCAUAGGGAUGAACGUCAGUUUGACAGAUCUCUCCUGAUCUAUUACUGCCUCUCGAGUGCCUUACAUUGGUUUCAAUAGAGCGUUUCUCUUUUAGUCUUUUUUUGUUGUCGUCGCAAAACCCAACCCUCUUUCCAGCGCUUUUUUCUCUCUCCGUCUGGUGAAAUGGAUUGAGGCGUUUAAUAUAUUUUGUUAAACGCUGUUUCCCAUCUCUCUCUCGCUCUCUUUUUCCCGCUAAACAAAAGACACCCUCUGAAAGGAAUAAAAUGAAAGAAUACAAAAGGAGGCAGUUUUUUUUAUUUAUGGCGAAAUCGUCAUUUCCUCUCUCUGGCUUGUCGGAGGCUUGAUUGACAGCAGCGGCUGCUUCUGGAACUUGUGUCAUCUGAACUGUGUACGCGUGUCGGUGUCGAGACAAAAUCGUCUGUUUCUGUAGCCACCAAGCCCAACAGUCUUAAGCACACUUUAGACUUAGUCUGCAUCGAGGUGUUCUGUUUCAAAUGUUCCGUUUCUAAUAAAAUUCAAGAAAAAUUAUGUUCAAAAAGUAUUUUUAUGUAUUUUCACAAAACUGCUUUUAAAGAUACCUGCUUACAUGCUAGUUGAAUAUAAACAUACUUAUUGUGUGAGUAUAUUGAAAGAAAAAAUAAUCUAAACAGCUCAUAGUUCCAUAUUUUUUAAGCCAAAUAUGUUGCUUAUGGAGGUGAAAUAUUUGAAUUAUGUAAUUUAUUACUCUUCUAAACUUAACUGUAUAUCUUAUUCUUUAACAUUUGAUGUUAAUAUGAAAUACUUAGCAAUGCUUGACAUCUGCAACCGGUCGUUCUACUAUGUUUAUACUUGUUGAAGUGGGUGCCGCAAUUUGUUUUAAGUUUGUCAUAGUUUGCUUUUUGAAAGUAUUUUAGCAGUUUAUAUUUGUCUGUCAAGAAUCAGGGUAGCAGCUAUUGUCAAGAUGAUGAAAAUCUUUUUUUCACUUUGAGACUGAACACAGUUUUGUGGUGUAUGAAUGCAUACAUUUUGCAGUCAAAGACUCAUAUUUACUCAUGGUCGAUUAUGGUUGUUUUAAAUGCCAAAUAAGAGUGCCAAAAUUUAGUGCCAGUAGAUAUGAAUAUAGUCCUAAUAAUACUAUUCACUGUCAACUAAAUGAAUGUAGAAAAUACAUUCUGCAAGUUUUGUAACUAGGUGUACAGUUUGGUGGCAAAGACAGUUCAAAAGCUUGUUUUGCUUUCUGUUGUCAUCUCCACGUGUUUUGCAUCGAUCUGACUGUAAAAUAGCACCGAUUGCAUGUUGUUACAGCAAAUUAGGAUGAGUUGAAUAUUGCCAAACAUGCGUUUCCAUUUUAAUGUUGAAGUUGUGAACUUAAAUGUCUGAGAUUGGAAAUAUAACAGUAUGCACAUAAACUAUAUAUAUUUUAUAUGAAAAGUAUAAACUAUCCUGUCAAAACAUUUACAACUCCCGUGUUACUAUUUGACAAUAACAUGCAGUACUAAUAAUGUGGGUCCAAUGAUGACUAAGUAAUUUCAAUAAUUGUUGGUCUGGUUAUUUUUGGAGGCAGACAAUGUACAUUUUUGGAUACUGCAAUUUCUAGUUGGUUUGUUAUUAACUUUAAGUCACCGGUCAUUGACAUGGAGCUCUUUUUUAGAGCAGACAUGAAAGGUUUUCAGAGAGGAAAUAGAUUAGGCCAACGUUAUCUCCCAGAGUUUACCUCCACUCAUGUUAAGUGAGGCACGGUGUACAAUGGCUUCUUUUUUGAGGGAGGGGGGGGGGUAAUAAAAAUGAUUCAAAAGUAUGUUAUACUAGUUAUGUUAUCAUCCCCAUUGCAUAACCAGUCAAUUCUCACUGACAUUUUGUAUAUGGAAUGUGUGCUAACUUGUUUAUUUUUUGGGACUCUUUCUAAAUAAAAGUGGCUAAACUUGUUA